AUGAAGCUAAACGUUCCACUUCUCCUGGCUAGCGCCUGUCUCGUCACCGCCAGUCCUCUGCGCGUUGUCGUGACGUCGCACCAGGAGGUCACCAGCGGAAGUGACGCUGCAGUCGCCCGCAUUUCGAAUGUGGUAGCUCAAGUCUAUCCGCCGCCGCCCGGUGCGCCUGGCACGAAGCACCACUGCUCGGGCUCGUUCAGAGACAAAGCCAUCCACCUGUCCAACAGGAUAUUUGGCAUUCCCGCCUUGCCUCCGCCGCCCAGCGUUUGGAUCAUGAACCACGGUCCUGCCGUUCCCCCGUUCGCAUUCCCCGAAGCGCUCUCUGUCGAGUUUGAAGACAAGCACCACGUCCACGCUCACGACCAUUUCGAUGGCGAGGAAACCGAGGAGACGCAGGAUGGCUUGAAGAUGGAGAUGGCACAGCCCUCCCAUGGCGCGGGCCGCGGGCCUCACCGCGAGUUCGCUCCCGUACACAUUAUGCACAUGGGCGGGCACAGACACCGCUCCUUCCUCCGCCGCAUACACUUCGCACUGAUGGCACUUGGUCCCUGGGAAGGGCGCGCCGUCGCCUUCGUUCUCGGUUGCGGCAUCGGCGUGCUCCUCCGCAUGCUGUUCGUCAUUGGCGUCGUCCUCGUCCGGGCUCUCAAGGGCCGGCGCGGAGAGCCUGAAGAAAUUGACGUACUCUUCGAGACUGACGCAGCCGAGGUUGUUCCUCCGCCGCAGUACACAGAGAAGGUUCCUGUCGCGGUCGAGGAGAAGGCUUCAGCCCCGGUGCAGGUGUGA
Molecule: messenger RNA, 783 nt
Organism: Sparassis crispa
Lineage: Eukaryota; Fungi; Basidiomycota; Agaricomycetes; Polyporales; Sparassidaceae
Exons: 3
Coding region: 1-783 (260 amino acids)
Source: RefSeq, a predicted model, not a curated record